Messenger RNA from Seminavis robusta, 2694 nucleotides. The record is from the annotation of a GenBank genome assembly. NCBI's taxonomy places the organism in Eukaryota, Bacillariophyta, Bacillariophyceae, Naviculales, Naviculaceae.
AUGGCAGAAGACGACAGCAGUGCUGUGGUACAGCAGUCAGUCGCCAUGAACGACGACAACGACAAAACAGCAACAACUACGAUUGCUACUACUUUUACUACCGUGGUGCUUCCGGACGUGGCUCUGCGAUGGGUGAUUUUACACGCAACAACGUCGAAUGUGGAACUGGCCCGGUUGUCCAAUGUGAAUCGAUCGUGGCGCGAUAUCGUCACGACGGUGAUUUUGGAACAGGCCACGUACAAGGCCACUCCGUCGGUUCCAUUGUUACUACUGCCUUCGAUGGCAUCGCAGUUGAUUCGACUGAAUACCGUGUCCCUCGAAGACGAAAAUAGUGCACGAGACAAUAACAAUAACGAUACGACAACACCAGAAGAAGAAGAAGAAACCACCCAUUCACAGUCUCAACAGAAUGUCAUGGACGAAACCUUUUGUGCGGCGUGGUUUGCUCCUGAAGGAAUUCAAUUGUUGGACUUGGAUGCGGAACAACAAUCGUCGGAUGUCGAUCAAGACGACAGUAGUGAAGACUACGGUAUGCCCAAUCAUACUAGUAACAACAAUAAUUCCAGCAGACCACAAAUACUGCAUCGAAAUUGUCGACAACAACAACAACAACAACAACAACAACAACAACAACAGGCACCUCCCAAUAAUGGCAACAGCAACAACAGCAACAACCAUAAAAAGAAUCAUCACACGCGAUCCAAAUCCCCCAAAAUGUUUCUGGCACGACGAGCCCCACCACUCGAACAAAUUCCAGCUCAAGCACAAAUCAAGGCAUGGGGACGUGGCCACGGCAAUAACCCGAGAGGACAACACGUCAAGCUGUCGUUUGAAGAUCAGGGAAUCAUGGUCUCGCACGAAUGGCAGGGAUAUCGACAUGCCAUGCAAGUACUACAUCCCUUUGGAUACGCCGAAGGAUUUGUCAAUUACGUACUCAAACAAUCGUUACUACAAGAUCAAAUGAGACGACGACGACAAUCGACACGGCGCAUGAAGAGUAUCGAUCAAAAUACGACUCUCAACCUGCCCCACGAAGAUGGACCCAAUCAGGACAUGACACAAACCACCAUUGCCGUUCGGGGAGCCACCAUUGCGAGACCCGAAGGAUAUUGUCUCUGUUGGGAAUAUCCUACUACGUCGUUACCACCACAACAACAACAAGUCGAAUGGUCGCGAACAUCAUCCAACAAUAACAACAGUAACAACAACAACAAUCACGACGACAUGGUACAAACCAUCAAAUGGCAAGAACGACAACGCAAACUCAAACAAUGGAAAGAAUGGAGACGACAGUUACAAGUCACUGUAUUGCCGCAGGUACUGGUGCGAAAACCACCCACAUCCAAUGCCGUACUGCAAUUCCUCAAUGCCGAUGAAAAACAUGCCGUGCGGAUUGCGACACCCCAAUUUCAAUGUGGACCCAUUGGAGAACCCAUUACCAUCAUUAUUGUGGGUAUUGCCACGGAAGAUGGAUGUUUCUGUUCCGGACUCAAUCAUCGAUUUGAAGUGGGACAUUUGUAUCCCAAUACGCCCGUUGCCGAAUUGGCCGAAUUGUCACCCAUUUGUAUGGCGACCGAUUCGUGGGAAUGUCCACCACGUUCGUCGCAACAACAACAACAACAACUGACGGCAUCGCAGCAUCAUCAUCAUCGAACGCCAUUGGAACGACAGUUAUUUCCGGACAAUGAGGAUGAUUCCGAACCCGAAUCCGAUGAGGAUGUGGAAGAGGAAGAAGAUUACAAUUCGGAAGAUGAUAGUAGUUCCAAUUUUGGGGACGGUGCCGGUGGUAGUAGCAGUGUUUCCAAAAAGAAUUCCUGGUUGAAUCAAUGCACUUGUAUAUUUCAUGAUACGGCCGAUAUUUGCAAUUUGGCAGGGGAUCACGAUUCACAGCAACAACAGCAGCAACAACUCACACAACAACAACAACCAGAAGAUCCCAACAGCGAACGAUCCGAUUCGCAAACGAUGCGGAUCGAAGAUGAAGAAAGCAGCGAUGACGAAAAUGACGACGACGAGGAAGAUGAUGACGAUCACGAUGCGGAUCGAAUCCUAAGAGGAUCUAGAGUACCGGGAAUGUGGCAUUGUUACUCUUCCGUGUUUGAUGGAAAGCACAGCAUUUUACGUGUGGAUGGUGUGCAAGAAGUCUUGACGGCGUCCAAGCCCAAACACCGAGUGGUGGAAAGCAACAACAACAACAAGAAUGGUGCCAAGGCGCAACGUCGGACGGGGCCUCGAGCCAUGCUGGAUGGUCUUACGAUUGGAUCGGAUCAUUGCUUUGACAUGACCCUGUGUUUUGGCCAAGGAUCAGGAGGAGAAGGUGAGGGAGCCAUUGCAGAAAUCGCUGUCUUUGCCGGGUGUUUGGAUACCACGGAUCUCGAGGUCCUAGAACGAGAACUCAUGACGAAACACGGCAUUCCGACACCUGAUAAGAGUAGGGAAGCAUUGGCGCGAGAAGACGAUUGGACCCGCAACUCACAUGCCCUGUACUGCCAGCUGCCACCGGAACCCCCCGGAUCGAAUCGUCCUCGUCCCAACCAUGGACCGCCGCUGGCAUUUCAGCAAGACCCAAUCCCAUUGCGUAUCAUGACGAAGCAUCGAUCCGUUGCUUGGCAUCAGCACAAUGCCGUGACAGGAGAGGAACUUCGAAUUAAACGAAUUGGGAGUCGGUCAGCAGGUAGUUCCAGCGAUUGGUAA